CAGCGGCCGCCUCGUAGGCGGGGUCCCUGCUCCCGGCGUCUCUCCUGGCCGCAUCACCAUGGCUGCCCGUGCUGGAGUCGCCCCUGCCGGUGAGGGGCUGCGCUACGCCGAGUACACGUCGCACUCGGCCAAGCGGCCGGACGCCGACAUCGGCCAGCAGGGACUGGCAAGAAGUUUGAUAGCUGUAGGACUGGGUGUCGCAGCUCUUGCAUUUGCAGGUCGCUAUGCAUUUCAGAUCUGGAAACCUCUAGAACAAGUAAUCACAGAAACUGCAAAGAAGAUUUCAACUCCUAGCCUUACAUCCUACUAUAAAGGAGGAUUUGAACAGAAAAUGAGUAGGCGAGAAGCUAGUCUUAUUUUAGGUGUAAGCCCAUCUGCUGGCAAAGCCAAGAUUAGAAUAGCUCAUAGGAGAAUCAUGAUUUUGAAUCACCCAGAUAAAGGUGGAUCUCCUUACUUAGCAAUGAAAAUAAAUGAAGCAAAAGACUUGCUAGAAGCAACCACCAAACAUUGAUUGAUGCUCAAGGACCACACUGAAGGAAAAAAGGGAGGGGGACUUAAAAAAAGACAGUCUUGCAAAUUAAUGUAAAACAUAGUCUUCUUAAUUUCCAUACAUACAUUUACAACAAUCAUCUUCCUCCAUUAAGCUAUAUAACAAUAAAAGAUUAAGAGUCUCGUUUUUUGUUCUCU
This is a messenger RNA of Nycticebus coucang (slow loris), 687 nucleotides long. RefSeq names its product DnaJ heat shock protein family (Hsp40) member C15 (gene DNAJC15). Gene Ontology annotation, biological process: protein import into mitochondrial matrix. Bases 59 to 511 code for a protein of 150 amino acids. The transcript has 6 exons. The record is from RefSeq and is a predicted model, not a curated record. Gene Ontology annotation, cellular component: PAM complex, Tim23 associated import motor. NCBI's taxonomy places the organism in Eukaryota, Metazoa, Chordata, Mammalia, Primates, Lorisidae. Gene Ontology annotation, molecular function: ATPase activator activity.